Molecule: messenger RNA, 2337 nt
Organism: Aphidius gifuensis
Lineage: Eukaryota; Metazoa; Arthropoda; Insecta; Hymenoptera; Braconidae
Product: poly(U)-specific endoribonuclease homolog
Exons: 6
Coding region: 1-1917 (638 amino acids)
Molecular function (GO): RNA endonuclease activity
Source: RefSeq, a predicted model, not a curated record
AUGCCUGAUGAUACCCAAGCUGAGAAUGUAAUUUUUUUUUAUUUGUAUCUACUAAUAUCUUGUGCUUUUGCUAAAAAAAGUAGUGGUGGUAGUAGAGGUUCCAGUUCUUCAAGCAGUAGUCGUCGUAAUUCAAAAACAACAUCAAGGCCACAUACACAUACUCAGACAGAAUCCAGAGGACCAGGCUGGAAUGUUCCUGAUCACUCAAAUUCACGACCAGUAGGAACACCCCCUCCUUAUAGUAAAUACCCUGCAUCUUCGACAAAUUAUCAUCAACAAUCUAGUAAUCCUAGUUACAAUCCACCUCAAACAAAUAAAUAUCAGCCAUCAGCUCCAGUAGACUCUGGCCAUUAUAAUACCAAUAAUAAUCCUAAUCGCUAUAACACUCACUCUAGUUAUCCAACACAACCACCCUCAAAUGGUUACCAUGCACCUCCCGCUUACAAUGCACCACCCGCUUACAAUGCACCUCCUGCCUAUCAUGCACCUGCCUAUCACGCACCUCCUGCUUAUCAACCAUACAAUCCUUACCAUGGCCAUUCAUCUGUACCAGGAGCUGGAUAUAAUCCUCCAGUUGGUCAUGCACCUACAACAGUUUAUGUCCAGCAAGGAGGAUCAUCUGGCAGACCAGGAAUUGGUCAACUUGCCAAAGAGGCUUUUGUUUAUGCUGGAGUUAGUGCUGGUGUAAAUGCUGCAGUUAACAGAAUUUUACCAGGUGGUAUUUCAGGCCACAGACAUGAUACUUAUUAUCCACCACCACAAGUUGCUAGUAAUGGCGUUGUACCAACAGUUACCAAUACUCAUAUAAUCAAUAAUUAUUAUAACAAUGGUACUUCUGUACCUGCUGGUGAACCUGCAGUUCAAUCUGCUGGUCAACCUGCUGCACAAGUUAAUCAACCUGCAGUUCAACCUGCAAUUCAACCUGCAAUUCAACCUGCAGUUCAACCAGCUCAAGCUAGUGCUCCACCAUCAGUGCCAUCCAAUGAUCCCACACCAGCAGUUGUUCCUAUUGGUGCUCCAGAAAAUAUAAAUAAUAGUCAAAACUCACCACCACCUGCACCACCUGCACCAGUAUUUGAUGAAAAUACAUUUCCAAGUCCUUCAGGUGCAAAUGUAACCAAAACUGAAGUUCUACAAUUUACAGAAGAUUUAUUUACAAAUGAUAAAAACAAUGCUUAUAAAUACAUCACCAUGAAUCUUCAAGGACAAAAAACUGAUGAUUCUACUAAAGAUGAUGCACCAGAACCAUUGCUGGUGGUGAAGGAUGAAGCUUAUGAAAUUCCAACAAUUAGAAAUGUUGUUGCACUUCAUGAUAGUUUUGCUCUUGAUGUAAAAGCUAAAGAAAUUCAAAGCCCUGAAAAAUACAAGAAGAUUAAUGACUUGUUGGAAUCAUUUAUUGAAACUGAUGUCAUGAAAAAAACCAUGACAUUUUUAUCUGAUAAAGGUUUCUUGCCAGCUGGAACUCAAGAAUACGAAUUUAAAGAUACUCUUCGAGGAAUUUGGUUUGCACUUUUCAAAAGAACAGAGGGUGAAGCUGGAAGUAGUGGUUUUGAAACAAUUUUCUUAGCUGAAAAAUUUGAUUCUGAAAUUAUUGGUAUGCAUAAUUGGAUAUACUAUGCUAAACAAGAAGCUUCAAAAAAUAUGAAUUAUCUUGGAUAUAUAAAAGAAACAAAAUUGGGAACAAAUGGAGCAAUUGUCAAGUUGCGUUCUUCUUUAAAUGAUGUUAUUCAACCAGUAUCAUCAAUAUUCGUUGGAACAUCACCAGAAUUAGAAAUGGCUUUAUAUACAAUGUGCUUUUAUGUACGACCCAAUGUACCAUGUCCUAUUAAACUUGGAGGAAAUGAAUUUAUUAUUAUCUCCAAUGCUAUUAAUUAUUACGGAAGAGAUAUUCUUAUUUCUGGUUUUCCAGAAAUUUAAAAAACAAAAAUUUAAUUAAUCUACGUUUGAUAAUUUUUUCUAUAUCAUUAAUAAUCUUUAUACGAUUGUAUAUUUCAAUACAAACAUAAAAUUUAUCAGGAAAAUGUACAAAACUGUUUGUUUUUUAUGUAUUGUAUUAUAUUUUUUUUUUUUUUUUUUAUUUUUCAAUAAAUAAUAUUGAGUAAUCCCUCUACUAUUGAAGUUAAUAAUGGUUUUGAUUUUAUUUUUUAUAACACGAUUAGAUAAAAAUUCCAGAAAGUUUAUUAAACAUCACAUAAAAUUUUUUUAAAACAAAAUAACAUAUAAAUAAUUAUAAAAUUAACUGUUAAACUAAUUAACAUAUAAAAUAAGAUUAAUUAAAAAUAAAAAAUAAUAAUACUGGAUGGUUGAAAUCACACGAUAAAAGAAAAAGAAAGAAAA